AGAGAUUGACAACAUAGCCUUACCACAGCACUUUUAAGAGCUUGUGCAAUCUUACGGAGUUCACGAGGCCGCAGUUUGAGCAUUCAGACGAUGGAUUAUACCCAAGGAAAAAACCCCGAUAAAGCCAUCUUUGCAGUGAGAGACGUUGUCCAUAGUCUUCCCAUCUACCAAACAAGAGGAAUGGCAUGUGCCGUUGAUGCGGGAAAGAAGCAGGGCUUGCUAACAUGGGAGGGUGUUUUUAACGAGGGCGAUCGUGGCCUUAUCAAUAAGAAGUCAGUGAUUUUUAAUCGGAGGUCGAAAACCUUUUCGAUAAUAAACUUAACGAUAUCACAGAUAAAGAAAGCAGGCAGGUGUUUGUUUAUUUCAGUGGAAGGUCUACAGCGUGGCGAUGUACUCACGUUGAAUGUUCCAGAUAGUGUCGUAAUUAGUAAUGACGUCUGUGCACAGUCAUUCAUCGGAAGGAACAAAUCCCUGAAGUUUUAUUUCAACUACAACCAAGGAAAGAAAUGCUAUGAACUUCGUUCUUUUGACGGGAAGAACUGUGCCAUCGAGAAAUCUGCCGUUCUUGGAUCACCUAUCAUUAAAGACAAAUGUGUCAUUGGUGUGGUGAGAGAGGAUGAUGAAGGACAACUUAUUCCCUACUUCAUAACACAGAGAGUGCUUGAUCAGAUAAACAUGGAUCCAAGUGAGAGUGGGAAUGGUGAAAACCAAAACAAUACUGUGAAACCAGAUAUUAAAGAUUCUCUUGCAGAUUGUAAAGGGAUGAAUCCAAAAGACAUAGACAGUUCUCAUCAGAGUGAUAUCUUAGAUGCUCCAGGUUCUGAAACUGUAAAAGUAGCCUCCAAAAAUAAUCUUCAACAAUUGCAAGAUAUGAUCAGUGAAAGUAAACUCAACAGUUACGAAGGUAGCAGCCCAAGAAGGGAGUUGGAGAAGGCUGUAUCAGAAUGGGGCUUUAGAAUUUCUGAGAAUGCAGGAUCAGGAAAUUGCCUCUUCUUUGCUUUAUCAGAACAACUUAAUGUUGUCAAAGGAGAGAACAUCCAACAUGAUGAAUUGAGGAAAAACUUAGUUCGGUAUCUCAGGGAGAACCCAAAACGGGCAGAUAGAACUGAUCUUUAUGUACUCCUAGACGAUGAGCAACGCAGUCAGUUUAGUACAUGGGAUCAAUACUUGGCCAACAUGGAGAAAGAUGGUGUUUGGGGUGAUGAAUUUAUUAUCUUUGCUGCAGCAAACCGUUAUGAAACAUGCAUUGAUUUGAUUGGGAAUAAGUCAAAAAAUAAUAUUCGACCAGAAUUUCCGGUUGAAGAUGGCAGACCACUUUGCCUGGGGCAUCAAUAUGAUCACCAUUUUGUCAGCUUACUAUUAAAAGAUGACCGAGUAGAAGAGCAGGGGCAGUCUGGCGUUGGACAAGGCGUGAUUAACAAGCCAAAUAUUGGACAAAAUUCAACAGUUCGGCUGGAUGAUCAAGGACGCAGCACAAAUUAUACUCCUAAGAAUGACAUCCCUGAAGAAGUCCUGCUCGCUGACUACUUGUAUCAAGUCGAGAGUUUAAGUCUGAAACUGAAUUUCGAAACCAAAUCAAUUUCAAAGAACUGGAAAGAUGUUGCAAUCAGGUUUGAAGUUCCCUAUGAUGCCAUCCUUCUUAUGGAAAAUGAGAACAAGAAGGUAGGAGGAAGCGCAAUGAGUGAUUUGAUGCAAUAUCUGCAAGUAUUAUGUUAUGAAGUGACUCUGAAAAAGUUCGUAGACGUCCUCCAAGAGCUGGGAAGGAACGAUGUUGCAAACGACAUUAUAAAGAUGUUCAGAGAAAAAAAUGAGAAAUUAUUAAAAUGGAGUUGAUUUUUGUAUUGAAAUUUAUAUUAGGAAACUCGGUAAAAAUGUUAUAUUAUUCUUCUAGGUUUUUGUCAGCCUUUUAGUCUUUUCUCUAGUUGUAAAAGUAGUUACGGGUUUAAAAAAGUUUUUUACCCCAGUUGCCAGUUAUGCGAUCUGAUUGGCCAAUUUACCGUUGUCGAUAAAAGCACAGAAACGCUACUCGCGUCAACGUGUCACGCAACCUGUCAUGAACUGAAAGAAUCGUGUUAUUUGACGUCGAUAUUGUGGUAAAAAGAAAAAAAAAUCGACAGUGGUUUCGCGUGGACUCUUCAGGGAAAACAAUUUGUAAUGUGUAGUAGAAGAGACUGUAUCUUGUGACUGAAUGUAUCGCUAAACUGCGAUGCAUGUACCGUUUUUCAACGACUUUAUUUUAUUGAACUAGUUUAACUGCUAGACGCUACUGGAGCGUUAAAUCGAGCUUUCCACGAGAUUUGUUGUGUAAUUAAUAGGCGAUUUUACAUGUGAGAUCAUAAUUAAGUGUGCUUAGCUAGCAGUUUUGUUGGGAGCACCUGAGCAAGUUGCAAAGCCGCAAGGGGAAAGAAAAACAGCCAAAAAAAAAACUCUGAAUAAAAGGGGUAAGUUUCUAAAGAAAUUGUGGUGUUUGUGGUGUCUUCGAGGUAAUGGACAACUCCGUCUUUAUAACAACAACGUAGUUUUAUUUUCGUUCCUAUGUUUUCACACAUGCUCUCUGUCCUUUAUUCUAGCCCAUAAUAAUAAUAAUUAUAAUCAACAUACGGGACACUACA
Stylophora pistillata is the source of this 2612-nucleotide messenger RNA. RefSeq lists its product as uncharacterized. Gene Ontology annotation, molecular function: cysteine-type deubiquitinase activity; protein binding. The record is from RefSeq and is a predicted model, not a curated record. Gene Ontology annotation, biological process: signal transduction; protein deubiquitination. NCBI's taxonomy places the organism in Eukaryota, Metazoa, Cnidaria, Anthozoa, Scleractinia, Pocilloporidae.